AUGGCUUACACCUCUGUCUGCAAAGUGACUGACUCAUUCCAGCCCUAUCUGUGCACUCUGCAGUACCUCUGCUCAGAAGAUGGCGGCGAGGGAGACGGUGAAGGUUGGCUCCCGCCUGUCUGGGCUCUGAUCCUCUGUCUCCCCGUCCCCCUGCGGCCGGCUCAUGGCCUGGCGGAGGCCCGAACCAAAGACCUCCGCACCGCCGUGUACAACGCCGCCCGUGACGGCAAGCUGCAGCUGCUCCAGAAGCUGCUCAGCGGCCGGAGCCGGGAGGAACUGGACGAGCUGACUGGCUAGGUGGCCGGCGGGGGGACGCCGCUGCUCAUCGCCGCCUGCUACGGCCACCUGGACGUGGUGGAGUACCUGGUGGACCCGUGCGGCGCGAGCGUGGAGGCCGGUGGCUCGGUGCACUUCGAUGGCGAGACCAUGGAGGGUGCGCCGCCGCUGUGCGCCGGCCACCUGGACGUGGUGCGGAGCCUGCUGCGCCGCGGGGCCUCGGUGAACCGCACCACGCGCACCAACUCCACGCCCCUCCGCGCCGCCUGCUUCGAGGGCCUCCUGGAGGUGGUGCGCUACCUGGUCGGCGAGCACCAGGCCAACCUGGAGGUGGCCAACCGGCACGGCCACACGUGCCUCAUGAUCUCGUGCUGCAAGGGCCACCGUGAGAUCGCCCGCUACCUGCUGGAGCAAGGCGCCCAGGUGAACUGGCGCAGCGCCAAGGGCAACACGGCCCUGCACAACUGUGCCGAGACCAGCAGCCUGGAGAUCCUGCAGCUGCUGCUGGGGUGCAAGGCCAGCAUGGAACGUGAUAGCUACGGCAUGACCCCGUUGCUCCCGGCCAGCGUGACGGGCCACACCAACAUCGUGGAGUACCUCAUCCAGGAGCAGCCCGGCCAGGAGCAGGUCACAGGGGUAGAGGUUCAGCUUGGGCUGCCCCAAGAAGGCUCCUCCACCAGCCAGGGGUGUGCGCAGCCUCAGGGGGCUCCGUGCUGCAUCUUCUCCCCUGAGGUACUGAACGGGGAAUCUUACCAAAGCUGCUGUCCCACCAGCCGGGAAGCUGCCGUGGAAGCCUUGGAAUUGCUGGGAUCUAAGUAUGUGGAUAAGAAACGAGAUCUGCUUGGGGCCCUUAAACACUGGAGGCGGGCCAUGGAGCUGCGUCACCAGGGGGGUGAGUACCUGCCCAAACUGGAGCCCCCACAGCUGGUCCUGGCCUAUGACUAUUCCAGGGAGGUCAACACCACCGAGGAGCUGGAGGCGCUGAUCACCCACCCCGAUGAGAUGCGUAUGCAGGCCUUGUUGAUCCGGGAGCGCAUCCUCAGUCCCUCGCACCCCGACACUUCCUAUUGUAUCCGUUACAGGGGCACCGUGUACGCCGACUCGGGGAAUAUCGAGUGCUACAUCCGCUUGUGGAAGUACGCCCUGGACAUGCAACAGAGCAACCUGGAGCCUCUGAGCCCCAUGACCGCCAGCAGCUUCCUCUGCUUCGCCGAACUCUUCUCCUACGUGCUGCAGGACCGGGCUGCCAAAGGCAGCCUGGGCACCCAGAUCGGCUUUGCAGACCUCAUGGGGGUCUUCACCAAAGGGGUCUGGGAAGUGGAAGGGGCCCUGCAGCUCCUCAGGGAGCCUACAGACUCGGCCCAGUUCAACAAGGCGCUGGCCAUCAUCCUCCACCUGCUCUACCUGCUGGAGAAAGUGGAGUGCACCCACAGCCAGGAGCACCUGAAGCACCAGACCAUUUACCGCCUGCUCAAGUGCGCACCCAGGGGCAAGAACGGCUUCACGCCUCUGCACAUGGCUGUGGACAAGGACACCACAAACGUGGGCCGCUACCCCGUGGGCAGAUUCCCCUCGUUGCACGUGGUCAAAGUGCUGUUCGACUGCGGGGCCGACCGGGACAGCAGGGAUUUUGACAACAACCCGCUACACAUAGCAGCCCAGAACAACUGCCCGGCCAUCGUGAAUGCCCUGAUUGAAGCAGGGUCCCACAUGGACGCCACCAACGCCUUCAAGAAGACGGCCUACGAGCUGCUGGAAGAGGAGCUGCUGGAAGAGAAGCUGCUGGCCGGGGGUACCAUGCAGCCCUUCAACUAUGUGACCCUGCAGUGCCUUGCAGCCCAGGCCCUGGAUAAGAACAAGAUCCCUUACAAGGGCUUCAUCCCGGAAGAUCAGGAGGCAUUCAUGGAACUGCACUGACCUGCCCAGAACAUCUGCA
Messenger RNA from Pan troglodytes (chimpanzee), 2212 nucleotides. RefSeq names its product protein fem-1 homolog A-like. Gene Ontology annotation, molecular function: protein binding. NCBI's taxonomy places the organism in Eukaryota, Metazoa, Chordata, Mammalia, Primates, Hominidae. The record is from RefSeq and is a predicted model, not a curated record.